Messenger RNA from Paramecium tetraurelia, 3126 nucleotides. RefSeq lists its product as uncharacterized. Gene Ontology annotation, molecular function: ATP binding; leucine-tRNA ligase activity; aminoacyl-tRNA deacylase activity. NCBI's taxonomy places the organism in Eukaryota, Ciliophora, Oligohymenophorea, Peniculida, Parameciidae. Gene Ontology annotation, biological process: leucyl-tRNA aminoacylation. The transcript is spliced from 5 exons. The record is from RefSeq and is a predicted model, not a curated record.
AUGGAUCAAAAACAAAGUUUCGCAAGAAGAGACAAGCUAAGAGCGAUUGAAAUAUCAAUCCAGGAAUAAUGGGCAGCCAAUUAAUCUUUCUAUUCAAAUCCAGAUGAGAGAAAGAAAUUUUUCUUGACUUUUCCAUUCCCAUAUGCUAAUGGUAGAUUGCAUCUAGGCCAUUGUUUCUCAUUUAGCAAGUGCGAUUUUAUUGCAAGAUUUAAAAGACUUUAGGGUCAAAAUGUGCUCUUGCCAUUUGCAUUUCAUUGCACAGGAAUGCCAAUUAGUGCUGCUGCCAAAAGACUUUAACGUGAUUUGGACACAUUGAAAUCAGGAUAAGAGUUACCAAAGCAAUGCUAAUACUCAUCACUUCUUUAGAUGAAUAUAAAGGAAGAUGAAAUUCAUAAAUUUACUGAUCCAUAUUAUUGGAUUCGUUUUUUCCCAUCUUUGGGUAAGGAAGAUUUGAUUUCUUUUGGAUCCUCAGUUGAUUGGAGAAGAAGUUUCAUCACCACAGAUGAAAAUCCAUACUUUAAUUCAUUUAUUGAAUGGCAUUUAACUAAAUUGAAGGAAGCUGGAUAUGUCAAAUUCGGAUAGAGACCUUCAAUAUUUAGUACUUAAGAUGGUUAAUUGUGUGCUGAUCAUGAUAGAAGAGAAGGAGAAGGAGUCAACCCAUAAGAAUACACAUUAAUCAAAUAAAGAGUAUUAAAGCCAGAAUUGGUAGAUGCAGCUUUGGCUGGAAAAAACCUCUUUUUGGUAUGUGCUACUUUAAGACCAGAAACAAUGUAUGGUCAAACUAAUACAUUCGUAUUGCCUGAAGGAGAAUAUGGAGUAUUCGAAAUGAAAAAUGAUGAAUUAUUUGUUUGUAGUGAAAGAUCAGCAUUAAAUAUGGCCUAUCAAGGUUUGACCAAAGAAGAAAAGAAGGUUAACAAAGUAGCUACAGUUUUGGGAACAUAAUUAAUUGGAUUGGAAAUUAAAGCUCCUUUGACUAAUUAUGAGAAAGUAUAUGUGUUACCUAUGCCUGGAAUCAAAAUGAAUAAGGCAACUGGAGUUGUUACAUCCGUCCCAAGUGAUGCCCCAGAUGAUUGGGCUACCUUAAGAGAUUUGUAAAAGAAACCUGAUUUUUAUAAAAUCAAACCAGAAUGGGCUGAUUUCAAACCCAUUCCAAUUAUUGAUGUUCCUAAAUAUGGCGAUUUAGCCGCUUUGACUGCAUGCGAUCAACUCUAGAUCAAAUCAUUGAAAGAUAAAGACUUAUUGUAAAGAGCAAAAGAAGAAGUCUACAAGGCAGGUUUUUAUGAAGGAAAAAUGAUUAUUGGAAAAUACAAAGGAAUGAAAGUUUGUGAUGCCAAGCCAUUAGUUAGAAAGGACAUGAUUGAAAGCGGUGAAGCCUUGCCAUAUUUCGAACCAGAGAACACAGUCAUUUCAAGAAAUGGUGAUGAAUGCGUAGUUUCCUAUUGUGAUUAAUGGUACAUCACAUAUGAGAAUCAAGAGUGGAAGGAUAGAGUUAAGGAGCACGUUAAAAACAAUUUCGAAACUUACAAUGUUAAAGUCAAACAAGAAUUAUUGGAUGCCAUCGAUUGGAUUAGAGAAUGGGGAUUGUCUCGAAGUUUCGGAUUAGGUACAAAGGUGCCUUGGGAUAAGCAAUAUUUGAUUGAAUCCCUUUCAGAUUCAACCAUUUAUUUCGCUUAUUAUACAGUUGCUCAUUAUAUAUAAGGAGACCUAAAUGGAACUGUUCCAGGACUUGCUGGAUUCACUGCAAAUCAAAUGACAAUUCCUGUUUACGAUUAUUUGUAUUUGGGCAAGGACAGUGAAUAGGUUCCACCUGAAAUGAAACCAUAAUUGGAUGUCAUGAGAAAGGAAUUCUUGUAUUAUUAUCCAAUGAACUUGAGAUCAUCUGGAAAAGAUUUAAUUAAAAAUCAUCUCAUCUUUGCAUUGUUCAAUCAUGCAGCUGUUUGGAAAGACUAACCUUAAUUGUGGCCAAAAGGUUAUUUCUGUAAUGGUUACAUAUUGGUUGAUGGUUAGAAGAUGUCCAAGUAAUUAGGAAACUUUAAGACUGUUUAAGAUAUGAUUAAGAUCUACGGAGCUGAUGCAACAAGAUUAGGAUGUGCUGAAGCAGGAGAUUUGUUGGAUGAUGCUAAUUAUGAAUUGAAAUUAGCCGAUUCUGGUAUCUUGAAAUUGACAACACUUGAAAUGUAUCUUGAAAAGAUCUUCCCAGUUAUAUAAAACUAUCGUACUCAAGCCUAAUCUAAAAACAUUGAAUUUUUCGAUAAAGUCUUUGAGAGCUAAAUCAAUCAUCAAGCCAUACAAGUUAUUUAGAAUUAUGAAGAGAUGAAAUUCAGAGAUGUUGCCAAAAAUGGAUUCCAUGUCUUGUAAGGAUACAAGGAUGAUUACUUACUUGCUGUUUAAACUGAAGGACCUAAUAAAAAUUUAAUAUUAAAAUACAUUGAAAUCCAAUUAACCUUGAUGAAUCCAAUAGUUCCUCAUAUAACUGAAUAUUGCUAUUAGAAAUAUUUCUAUCCAUUUGUUAAAGACUAAGGAUAUCCAGAAACAUUGACUAAGUUUGUCUUACCCAAUGUUGGAACCUAUGUGUAUGAUGCAAAUGUUCUUAGAUAAUAUAAUUACCUUUAAAUAUUAAUGAGUAGUUUGAGAGUUGCUAUUGCUAAAUACAAGGAAACUCUUAAGAAGCAAAAGAAGCCAGAAGUUAUUAAUAAGGUUACUUUGGUUGUUGCUAAAGACUUUGCUGAUUGGUAGAAAGAAGUCUUAAUCUUCAUGAAUAGACAAUUGAUUGAUAAUGAACCAGGCUUUGAUUUCAACGCUUAAAUCAAGGCUAACAAGGGUAAAAAUAUGGCUGCCUAAUUACAAUUUAGCAAUUAUAUCAUGGGUGAAUAUAAAUAAAGAGGAGUAGAUGCCAUCAAUCCAAAUCCUACCCUUGAUGAGGAAGCAUUCUUAAACAAUUUUACUUAGUAUAUAAUUAGUGAUCUGAAGGUUAAAGAAUUCGCUAUUAUUGACUCAAUAGUAGCCUAGAAGAGUGAUGCAAAACCAGUUCAAUAAGCAGGUAAUAAUGCAUAACCUGGAAAACCCUGCCCAUUAUUUGAAUGAUUAUAUAGCAUAUAGAUGUUCAAAUUAUAAAUAUUCCAAUCA